Salvia hispanica is the source of this 1902-nucleotide messenger RNA. RefSeq names its product L-ascorbate oxidase homolog. The record is from RefSeq and is a predicted model, not a curated record. NCBI's taxonomy places the organism in Eukaryota, Viridiplantae, Streptophyta, Magnoliopsida, Lamiales, Lamiaceae. Gene Ontology annotation, molecular function: copper ion binding; oxidoreductase activity.
UAAAUACACCUCCAAAUCCCAAUCCAAAAUCCCCAAUCCAUUCUCCUCUCUCUUCUAUUCCACUCUCCCAAACAUGCCGCUAAGAUUAGCGGUAGUUUUGGCGUUUCUGGCCAUCGCCGCCGCGGAGGAUCCCUACCGAUUCUUCAAUUGGAAUGUCACCUACGGCACCAUCUGGCCGCUCGGCCUCCCCCAGCAGGGUAUUUUGAUAAAUGGGCAAUUUCCUGGGCCGAAUAUCAACUCUGUUACCAACGAUAACAUAAUCGUCAAUGUCUUCAACAGCUUGGACGAGCCCUUCCUCAUUCACUGGAAUGGGAUUCAGAAUAGGAGGAACUCUUACGAAGAUGGAGUGUUGGGAACAACAUGUCCGAUCCCUCCGGGAGGGAACUUCACAUACAUUCUACAAAUGAAGGAUCAAAUAGGGAGCUUUUCAUAUUUCCCAUCACUGGGAUUCCACAAGGCUGCUGGUGGAUUCGGCGGGAUUAAAAUCUUAAGCAGACCGGGAAUCCCGGUCCCUUUCGAUAAUCCUGCCGAUGACUUCACCGUCUUGAUUGGAGAUUGGUAUGCAACGAAUCACACUGUCUUGAGGGGAAUCCUCGACGGCGGCAACAAGUUGCCUUUUCCGGACGCGAUCCUCAUCAACGGCCGCGGCCCAAAUGCGACAUCUUUCAACGUCGAACAAGGCAAAACAUACCGCUUCCGGAUAUGCAACGUGGGAUUGCAGAACUCUCUCAACUUCCGGAUUCAAGGCCACAAGAUGAAGGUGGUUGAGGUGGAAGGAACUCACACUCUGCAGAUCAGCUACUCCUCUCUCGACAUCCACGUCGGCCAGUGCAUGUCCGUGCUCGUCACGGCUGAUCAGCCGUCACAGAGCUACUACAUUGCUGUGUCUAGCCGGUUCACCACCCCGGUCCUCCUCACCACUGGCUUCCUCCGUUACUCAUACUCGAACAGCCCGCCCUCGGGCCCCCUUCCCGGGGGACCAACCGUUGAGAUCGACUGGUCCCUCAACCAAGCUCGUUCCAUCAGGACUAAUCUUACAGCGAGCGGGCCAAGACCGAACCCACAGGGCUCUUACCACUACGGUAUGAUCAACACGACACGAACCAUAAGGCUGGCUAGCUCGGCUGGUCAGGUGGACAAUAAGCAGAGGUAUGCUAUCAACAGUGUGUCGUAUAAACCGGCCGACACCCCUUUGAAAGUCGCGGAUUACUUCAAGAUAGAUGGGGUUUUUCGCGUUGGGAGUGUGUCGGAUGCUCCUAGCUAUGGAGGAGUGUACCUCGACACGGGAGUGAUAGGUGCUGACUACAGAAGCUACAUCGAGAUCGUGUUCGAAAACGAUGAAGAUAUCGCGCAGAGCUAUCACCUCAGUGGCUAUUCCUUCUUCGUAGUCGGAAUGGACGGAGGGCAAUGGCGUUCCGAUAGUCGUAACGAAUACAAUCUACGUGAUGCAGUCUCCCGUUGCACGGUCCAGGUGUAUCCCAAGUCAUGGACCACGAUAUAUCUGGCGUUGGACAACGUGGGAAUGUGGAACUUGAGGUCGGAGUUCUGGGCCCGACAGUACCUGGGGCAGCAGCUGUAUCUGAGGGUAUACACGCUGUCCACGUCAUUGAGAGACGAAUACCCCAUCCCAAGGAACGCGCUUCUCUGUGGGAGGGCGAGCGGAAGGCGCACGAGGCCGCUUUGAUUUGCUAUAUAUGGCAUGCCAUGAGUUGGUGUAUGUGUUAGAAAUAGAAGGUUUUUGAAUUGUUGGGUUCUGGAGGUGCUAGCUCAGCACCAUGAGGUUUUAGGAGCAAUGUUGUUAUCUAUAUAUAUCAGGGUUUGAUUACCUUAUUCUUUGUAUUUGAGCAUGGAUGUUGUAUCUCUGUUUCAUAUGUUAUAUAGUACAAUUAUUUUUGUAUUCAA